AUGGCAUUUAUUAACCCGAAACGGAUGGCCACCUACACAUUGACACCCACUGGGGCCUCUAUUGCGGAAGACGAGUCAAAUGUAGGACAACAGAUGCUUAAGAAAAUGGGCUGGGCUCCGGAAACAGGCAUUGGGAAAAAUAGGAACGGUAUCGUAGAGCCUGUCAAAUCUCUCGCUAAACACAAGUCCUCUGUCGUUAAGAACAAGUCCAGACUGGAAGACAAAUCUAAGCAAAGCCGUUCACGAGUUCACUAUGGGAAGUUUGUUCGGGCGAAGGAUGUUUCCCAGUAUUCUCGAAAGUCACUUAAGGUUAUUCUAGGCGCAUCAGUUGAUAAAAUACAAAGUUCUCCGGAAAACGACGCUGCUUUUUCGGCUCCAGAGGAUAGCAGGUCGAGAGGCACAGAAAUUAAACAGGAAUUCGGUGUUAAAACAUACUCCAGCUCUACCGAUCUGGCUAGUUACUUUUCAUUGAAGAGAAGUGCUCUAAAACCCAGCACUGAGGACUUACCAAAGAGGAAACGCGCGCGUUUUACUCCCACGAGUGACGAAGGCAGAGGAGAGAAACCGUCUUUUGCGGGCGCUACGCCCGAGCUUCCGCAUGAUGAUUCAGAUGAUAAGGAGAUUCCACGUUCGAGCAAACCCACCGUCUUUGAAGCAGAGCCACAUGAGAGCGACUCGGAUGAACCACCAACAGAAGCACCAGUCGAGAUUAAGGAGGAACCCACCCGACAGCGAAGCGCUGCUUUCUCAACUUCCAAUGUGCACUCCCUCCCUGGCUACCCUUUCUACUGA
This is a messenger RNA of Echinococcus granulosus, 792 nucleotides long. RefSeq names its product Pin2-interacting protein X1. The record is from RefSeq and is a predicted model, not a curated record. Gene Ontology annotation, molecular function: nucleic acid binding. NCBI's taxonomy places the organism in Eukaryota, Metazoa, Platyhelminthes, Cestoda, Cyclophyllidea, Taeniidae. The transcript is spliced from 5 exons. The coding region runs from base 1 to 792 and encodes 263 amino acids.